Molecule: messenger RNA, 4504 nt
Organism: Paramacrobiotus metropolitanus
Lineage: Eukaryota; Metazoa; Tardigrada; Eutardigrada; Parachela; Macrobiotidae
Exons: 12
Coding region: 145-3795 (1216 amino acids)
Cellular component (GO): membrane
Source: RefSeq, a predicted model, not a curated record
UAGAAUAGCUUAGGGCGAUAUUCUUAGUUCUUCUAGUCGAUACUAAAAUUUUGUGAACGGCAAUAAUCAGCCCAGGCCCCAGGUGGCUGCGUAUCUGCCGUAUUUUUAAGAAAAUAUCAUUUGUCCUUUUGUGUAAACUUCGCUAUGGCUCUAAGAUUGAAUUUUGGUUCGAGAUAUAUUUUUCUGCUUCCAACUGUCUUGCUAACACUUUACGGUUUCCUCAACAUCAGUGCCCAAAGCAGCAUUGAAAGAGUAAUAAAAGAAUUCGAAUGCCGCUUCGGAAAUGGCACUCAGGAUACUGAGAACUCCGACCAGAUCGGCCAACCGGAAAUCACCGCGUGCAAUAUUACCGGCAUACCGUGGCGACGAUCGUACACUUUUUUUCCAAAUCGUUUUAGCCUUUUGGAAGAUGACAUGUUGGGUAUAGGUGGCGGUGGAGUCGCGGUAUCAGCAUGCCACAAAAAAGUCGGUAAUGUAACGGACUGCCCGGAUGCACUUUCGGCUGUGCUGCGCUCACCCGAAUGGCAACCACAAGGCUGUCUAAGGGUCAAACUGAUGUUUUGGGUGCGCUUUUCCCACACACCGGUUAUCACCCGGAAUCCCGAAACCCGGUACUUCCUGCAGGUGAUGGUUCAGUAUUCCUGGACCACGCAUCGCCCGACACGACAGUUAUGGGGCACUUUGGGCGAUUAUGCGGCAAUUUUCGCAGCUAACGCACUCCAAUGGCAGCGAAUUACCGUAGAAUUCGAUAUUGGCGAACUGUUUACGUUAAAUUUCUUGGCACACCAUAAUGAGCGCAGUUGUGAACUGGAUGCGGAAGCACCCUGGACGAUAUCGGUUGACGCAAUUUCUGGCGAAGUCGUGGGAUCCGGCAGCUGCGCUGCGGACACUGGCCGCUUAAAGGAACAACAUCGACCAGAUUUCUGUAAUUUGACCUUUUACCAAGAAACGGACAACGGUGUUUUACCGGCAGACCAUGUGACGCAAGAUUUAGGCAGAUGCUCGGUAGCUCUCGAUGAUCCAUCCAGCGCAGACAACGAAGGGCAGACAUGUGACUAUCCAGUCUGCUUCAAAUGGAGCCCGCUGCCACAGAUUGCUGCGCCAGCACUAAACUGCGAUUUCGAUCAUAUCCAACAAACCAGUAUCAAUGCAACUCUGGAUCCCUGCACCGGCUGGUUGAGAUCCUUCAGUUUGUUUCCGUACCGCUUUGAAAUCUUAGAAGAGCGUCUAAAUGCAUCUGCCGAAGUGCCGCCGAACUAUGAAGCAGCUUCUACGCAGUUCGCUCGGUCAAAUUGCUACGUCAAAUAUUUGCCAAAUUCUGCGUACCUCGAGCGAGCAGUUGCACAAUUGAGGACCGAGAGGUACAAUCCAGCAACGUGCCAAAUAUUUCGGACAUCCUUCUGGUAUCGGUUUUCGGGAACGCCGGUGUUCAGUGGUAAUUUAGAGGAACAGUAUUUCUUGGACGUCUUCGUACAUUACUCAGUUGACAAAGACUUUGACUUUAUUCCAAAGCGACCAAUAUGGGGAAGCGAACAAGAUUAUGAAAAUUUUCGCCCCAAUGUGUGGAUGCAAGCGUGUGCCGAAUAUAAUGUUUUCCAAAGCGAGCAGUUUACUCUCAACUUCUUUGCUCACCACAGCAAUAACUGCAUUCCUAAUGAUACUUUCAUUGACAUAGAUGACUUACGGACAGUCGUUGCCGUUGCAGACGAAUGCACAACAAGAGCAACAACACCAACAACAGAGCGAACCCUAGAUUCAUCGGCAACUUUACCCGACACGACAUCAUCGACUGCGGAUGACACCACAGAUGCAACGACCACCGAGCCAGAUACAACAACGUCACCAGCGGAUGACACCACAGAUGCAACGACCACCGAACCACAUACAACAACGUCACCGGCGGAUAACACGACAGUUGCAACGACCACCAAACCAGAUGCAGCAACGUCACCAGCGGAUGACACCACAGAUGCAACGACCACCGAACCAGAUACAACAACGUCACCAGCGGAUGACACCACAGAUGCAACGACCACCGAACCACAUACAACAACGUCACCGGCGGAUAACACGACAGUUGCAACGACGACCGAGCCAGAUACAACAACUUCACCAGCGAAUGACACCACAGAUGCAACGACGACCGAUCCCGAUACAACAACGUCACCAGCGGAUGCCACCACAGAUCCACCGACGAGCGAGCCAGAUACAACAACGUCACCAGCGGAUGACACCACAGAUGCAUCGACGACCGAGCCCGAUACAACAACGUCACCAGCGGAUGACACCACAGACCCACCGACGAGCGAGCCAGAUACAACAACGUCACCAGCGGAUGACACCACAGAUGCAACGACGCCCGAGCCAGAUACAACAACGUCACCAGCGGAUGACACCACAGAUGCACCGACGACCGAACCAGAUACAACAACGGCACCAGCGGAUGACACCACAGAUCCACCGACGACCGAACCUGAUACAACAACGUCACCGGCGGAUAACACCACAGAUUCAACGACGAACGAGCCAGAUAUUCUGGAAACUACACCCCAUUCACUUGAAACGAGCAUCACUGAAACUUCGGAUGCUAGCAGUAGCUCAGUUGAUGCUACAGCUUCUCCAACAGUUCCUGAAUAUGACUGGUUAUCAUUGGACGAGGUAACUGCCCAAAAGCUAAACUGCAUGUUUGGAUCUUCCCAGCCAUCAGGAACGGAGGGUGUGUAUUGGUGUAGAAACUGGAGCAGAAAACUACCAUCCGGAAAGUUUCAGUUUGAAAUUGUUAGCAAUACUACAGCUCCGCAAAAUUUUUUUGCGAUAUCACGUUGUUCUUCGGCAAGCACCGUUAAUUUUGAAAAUGCCGAGGCUGUUUUACGGACACCCGGCGUAUAUAGCAGCGAACACGUGACCUAUAAGCUGCUGUUCAAAUACAUGCUCUCGAGCUCUCCGGAAUUCGGCGAGAAUUACUACCUGGACUUGCGAAUAAGUCAACCAGAAGAUACCGAUAUUUCUAACUCGACAGUCUUGUGGGGAAACCCCUCGCAUUACAGUCAUUUCUCCACUAAUGAAUGGCUUAGCGCAACGGUCAUUUUUGACGUGACUGCAAACCAGACGUUUGUACUGAACUUUGUUGCGCAUCAUAAUGACCGGUGCGCACCCGGCAAACGACGAACCGUUGCUGUCGACGACAUCUUCACACAACAAGCUGAUAAAUCGGUUCGCACAACAUUGGCAACAACAACAGCAGUAUCGACAACCGAAAUUGCAACAUCGCCGCCAAUAUUGUGUCCUUUACCGGCUUGCGUCAAUUGGGGAUCGCUAACCGAACCUGAAUCCGUCAGCUUGAAUUGCAAUUUUGGUCCAUCUCAACCGUCCGGUUCCCAGGAUCCGUAUUGGUGCAGAAAUUGGGAAACGAAAUUUAGGUGGUUGCGUCACCAGUUUGACAUCUUACAAGAAGAAGCAAAACAAGUGCGUGCGAUAUCGCGUUGUUCAGUGAAUACACAAUCAACGACAACGGCCGUCUCUCGGCAAGCUCUUCUUCGUACCCCGGUUGUUGGUGCUCAGCAGUGUACAAUUUAUCGCAUGACGUUUCGGUAUAAACUAUCAAGUGCUCCCGUAUUCAGCAGUGACGAUAGGAGAAACUUUUUCUUGACGUCCGCAUUGGGAAAUCCGGAGAAUCCCAAAUUCCCCGAUGGAUUAUUUGGGGCGGCCAGUCAGACUACGGAAACUUCAGCACAAACAUAUGGGAAAGAGCCAGUGUUGAAUUUCAUACCCCGGAGAGCGAUCGCUUCACCGUAAACUUUGUCGCGCACCAUCCUGAUCCCUGUAGAAAGCAGCAAACAAUUGAGAUUGACGACAUUGUCACGUUAAAAGCCGGAUCGUUAUGCCAAACUACUGUGGCUACUACACCAGGACCAGUUCCGGUAAUUCCCCAUCAUUAUGUGGCAGUUUAAACUGCACGGACAACUUGCUUUUGCCGGAUUCCCUCCAUAAUAAACUGAACUGCAACCUCGGAAGCUCUCAGCCAUCAGGAACAGAUGGCGUCUACUGGUGUUCCAGAUGGGAGCGAAAGGUCAAGUGGUUACGAUUUCAGUUCGACAUUGCGCAAGCGGGUCGAAACAACAUGCAGGCAAUCUCGCAGUGUUCUAUAGUAAACCGGCAUCUCACAAGUCAAAAUGCGUACAAAGCUGUACUGCGCACGCCUGCUGUUGUGAUUGAGUCGGGAGAAUCUGUGGUCUUGUUGCUGACGUUUACAUACACCUUUGGUAGUAUGCCAAACAGCACUUACUAUCUGGAUGUCAGGAUUGGAACAGGGAUAGAAGAAAGUGUACCAGAGAUGGUAAUCUGGACUACGACAAAUUAUGCAGUAGUGCAACCAAAUCAGCCGAUGAAUGCCAGUGUAUGUUUCGAAGUGAACGCUAACACGACGUUCACCGUGAAUUUCAUCGCGCAUCAUGACGUACGGUGUUCGGGAUCAAAGCAGUCGAUUGCCAUUGACAACAUUAAA